Messenger RNA from Echinops telfairi (small Madagascar hedgehog), 4219 nucleotides. RefSeq names its product uridine-cytidine kinase 1 like 1 (gene UCKL1). Gene Ontology annotation, cellular component: cytoplasm. NCBI's taxonomy places the organism in Eukaryota, Metazoa, Chordata, Mammalia, Afrosoricida, Tenrecidae. Bases 2512 to 4119 code for a protein of 535 amino acids. The transcript has 15 exons. The record is from RefSeq and is a predicted model, not a curated record. Gene Ontology annotation, molecular function: ATP binding; kinase activity.
AAUGUAGGCGCAGCUGUGUGGAAGCCGGCUCCCUUCGUGGGAGUGGGAGUGGGGACCUGCCCCGCUCCAGGGAGGGGUGGGACCCCGUCGCUGGCCAUGCUUUCCGCCCUGAGCCGAUGGGUACCUCAGAAAUGGCGCGGGUCAGGCUGCCCCGUGUUCCUGGGAUCCGCGAUCUACUGUGCUGUCGUGAGGACCCGAAGUAGGGAGUUGCAGGUGCGGCGAGGGAGGAGCCCCCCGACCCGGUGCUCAGCUGCGCUGCCUGGGAGACCAGGAAAUGGCCCGGUGCGGCGGCCUGGCUGGAGCCUCCCGACUGGCCGCCAGGGGGCAGGGGCUGCCAAUGCUGGGCUCCAGUUGCUCCUGGACAGGCUUUGCUUCCCAGACUGCUGCCGGUUGGCCCUGCUGGUGGAAGGGGGACCCAUGCCAGCACCACCUCCCACCUAAGAGUCCUUGGGGCGGGGCCUUCCAGAGCUACUGCCACACGGACCGGACCGGAGAGGAUCCGAGAGGAUCCGUCCACUUUGCUCCUCCCUGGACCCCAGGGAGGGCAUCAGUACCAGAGUACCAGGGGCACCGACAGCCUCUGGGCUGGACCCAGUGCCACCUAUUGACAGUGGAGGGUGGCUUUGGUCUGACAGGAAUAGAGCUGGCAACAUAGGGCUGACCCGCCCCUGCUCUCACCUGCUCAUCAAGGUAGGUCGGAGGGCAGGGCUCUCUGCAGACCCCUGUGCCCAACUUCUGGCUUCAGGGGGUCUACCCCACAGCCAGCAUUUCUCUAAGGCCUAGGAAUGCCUAGAAGCAGGGCUAUGACUGACAUCCUGGACAGGCAGGCGUUGGGACAAACCCGUGAUCACAUGCCUGCAGUGGCACCCCCACUCCAUUCUUCCCUCUGUGCCUGACUCUGCUGCAUGUCUGCCUCUGUUCUCCUCCCACCCCCUGUGAUGCUAGGGCGCCGCCCAAGUGUAGCAAUGGAGUCCUGGUAGGCGUGGGCAGGCCCCCCUGAGGGACCAGGUCCGUGGUCAGCACAGGCAGGGUGGGCAGAUUCCAAGAAGGGGACAGACCGCAGGAGCAGGGGCCAGGGCAGCUGCUGUGGUGUUGGAGGGCACCUGAGUAGAGGCUGGCAGUGCAGGCUCGGUGUGCCAGUGAUCGAGAGGCAGCUACGGAGCAGGAGAGAGAAGAGGCACCCCCUUAGGACCCCGACAAGGCCUAGGGGCUGUGAGCAGGCUCCCAAUCAAGAGGGUUGAGGACAGAGUUGAGUCAGCCCUGUGUUGUCCUCAGGCUCACGGGGCCCACUGGCUCUGUCAGAACUAAGCCUCCUUCCACUGCCAAGGGGACAGGAGGUAGCUCUGGGCCCAGCCCCAGGACUAGGGGCCUCUGGCAGAGACACCCAGACCAGUCUGGCAGAUGGCCCGGGUACCCUGAUCGGUAUCAGGAGGGGAUGCCCUGGCAUCACAGGUGUGCCCAGGGGGCAAGCAGGCUACCAUGCUUUCUAGGAGGGACCCCUCACAUGUGGGUCCCAAGUGGUGGGGGGGGCCUCCCCCUUUAGGUGUGUGUGAAUUGCUAUUGGAUUUGUGAACCAGCCUCAGGUGUGUGGCCUCCACUGAGGUUAUGGUACACCAGUGCAUAUGAACCAUCCCCAUAUAUGGACCUGCUUUGGACGUGUGAUGCCCCCUCGGGUGGGUGUGGAGCUUCUACUAGAUUUGUGAGUCCCCAUCAGCGUUGAGUGCCUGCCCUUCUCCCCCAGGAUGCCCGCAGGAGGGCUGAGGUGUGGCAUGCCGUAAGCUAGCAGGGGCCCUGUUGGAGAGGGUGCCCUGCCAAGGAGGGGGGUCCUUUCCAGGGAGGUGUGUCCCCCCAGGGAGGGCCCUACUGGAGGAGUCUCUUGGCAACGGGGAAUCCUGCCUUGAAGGGGCAUCAUGCUGGAGAUGGGGGUCCCUGCAGGGAAAGAUAUACUGUCAGGGAGAGGGAGGUCUCUGUGGGGGAGGUGCCUCCCACCUCAACCCCCGGGAAGGAGACAUCAUGCUUUGGAGAGAACCCUGCUGAGGAGUGGACCCAGUGUCUGACCAGUGUAAAUUCUUCUAAGCCUCUAGGCGGACACCUGGACUGACCCCUACCCAUCCCCGCCUCCCCGCUUCCAGCUUGGUAGGAGGCCUCCGUCGGAGGAGUGGCAGAAAGCGGCGCGCUGGGGCCUGGGAGGCAGGGCAGGGCAGUUAUUCUUAGAUACGGCCUUGUGUCGAGUUUCAGACUUGUUUGUGCAUUGGAGGCACCUUGCGGGGGCCGGAACUGCCCUGCUCUCUGCUCAGCCUUGGCUGGGGUCUGGAUGGUCUGGCCCCUUGGGCGUCUGCAGCUGCCUAGGAACGCCUGGCACCACCAUUAAUCCUCUUAAGCCUGUGCCCAAGGCCCCACGCAGGGCUGUGCGCCGGAGCUCACCUGCCCCAGGGCACCGGGCACGCCAGCCCACACCUGCACACCCAUCUCCGGAACCCGCCUGCUUGCGUCAACCUGCCUUCCUGGGCCAUGAGCAGCCCCCCAGCUUACCCUGGCAUCAGGAUCUCGGGGUGCUGGGCCCUGGGAGCCGAGAGCAGCAGCAAUGCAGAGUCCCUGGACAGGCUGCUCCCGCCUGUGGGUGCAGGGCGCCCACCCCGGAAGCGCACGACAAGCCAGUGUAAGUCAGAGCCGCCCCUGCUUCGGACCAGCAAGCGGACCAUCUACACGGCCGGCCGGCCCCCCUGGUACAACGAGCACGGCACGCAGUCCAAGGAGGCCUUCGUCAUCGGCCUGGGUGGUGGCAGUGCCUCAGGGAAGACCACGGUGGCCCGGAUGAUUAUCGAGGCGCUGGAUGUCCCCUGGGUGGUCCUGCUGUCCAUGGACUCCUUCUACAAGGUGCUGACUAGGCAACAGCAGGAGCAGGCCGCAAACAACAACUUCAACUUCGACCACCCCGACGCCUUCGACUUCGACCUCAUCGUCGCCACACUGAAGAAGCUGAAGCAGGGCAAAAGCGUCAAAGUGCCGGUUUAUGACUUCACCACCCACAGCCGCAAGAAGGACUGGAAAACACUCUAUGGCGCCAACGUGGUCCUCUUUGAGGGCAUCAUGGCCUUUGCGGAUAAAACGCUGCUGGAGCUCCUGGACAUGAAGAUCUUCGUGGACACCGACUCAGACGUGCGCCUGGUGAGGCGCCUGCGGCGGGACAUCGGCGAGCGUGGCCGGGACAUCGAGGGUGUCAUCAAGCAGUACAACACGUUCGUGAAACCUGCCUUUGACCAGUACAUCCAGCCCACCAUGCGCCGGGCUGACAUCGUGGUGCCCAGAGGGAGCGGAAAUGCGGUUGCCAUCGACCUGAUCGUCCAGCACGUGCACAGCCAGCUGGAGGAGAGGAAGCUGCGCUGGGAUAUGGCUGCACUGGCCUCUGCACACCAGUGCCACCCCCUCCCUCGGACACUGAGCGUCCUCAAGAGCACACCACAGGUGCGGGGCAUGCACACCAUCAUCAGGGACAAGGAGACCAGCCGGGACGAGUUCAUCUUCUAUUCCAAGCGGCUGAUGCGGCUGCUCAUCGAGCACGCCCUCUCUUUCCUGCCCUUCCAGGAGUGUGUGGUCCAGACCCCGCAGGGCCAAGACUACUCGGGCAAGUGCUACGCUGGAAAGCAGAUCACCGGCGUGUCCAUCUUGCGUGCUGGGGAGACCAUGGAACCAGCACUGCGGGCUGUGUGCAAGGAUGUGCGCAUCGGCACGAUCCUCAUCCAGACCAACCAGCUGACCGGGGAGCCCGAGCUCCACUACCUGCGGCUGCCCAAGGACAUCAGCGAUGACCACGUGAUCCUGAUGGACUGCACUGUGUCCACGGGUGCAGCGGCCAUGAUGGCCGUUCGAGUGCUCCUGGACCACGACGUGCCCGAGGACAAGAUCUUCCUGCUGUCCUUGCUCAUGGCCGAGAUGGGUGUGCACUCCGUGGCCUAUGCCUUCCCUCGCGUCAAGAUCAUCACCACGGCGGUGGACAAGCGGGUCAACGACCUGUUCCGGAUCAUCCCUGGCAUUGGGAACUUUGGCGACCGGUACUUUGGGACAGAUGCUGUACCGGACGGUGGCAGCGAUGAGGAGGAAGUGGCCUCUACGAGUUAGUAGUCCCAGCUGUGCCCUGCCCUGUCGUCCUCCCACCCCUGGCCUACACUUGCCAGACACCCAGAAGCUAACUUAUUGUAGAAAUAAAAAGUUGCUUGUC